This is a messenger RNA of Lymnaea stagnalis (great pond snail), 4439 nucleotides long. The record is from the annotation of a GenBank genome assembly. NCBI's taxonomy places the organism in Eukaryota, Metazoa, Mollusca, Gastropoda, Lymnaeidae.
CACUAUUCUCAGCGUGCCGCCAUAACAUCGUACCAUAAAGUACUACAUGCCGUUUGUUUACACCAAAGCGCCCCCAAUCAGAGGGAUUGAAUCAAACCAUUUCAUUCUAGGAGAUAUCGAAAACAUUAUUUUUAUCCAUCAUAUAGCACUAGACAUACGUAUAAUUUUAUGAUCUCCAUUAAAAAAAUUUUUUUUUAGUUGGAUAGAUAUCAACAUUAAGUUAACAAAAAGUAAGUAUAAUGCAGAUUCAAGAAACCGCCAAUUAAAAGGCCAAGGUGCCAAAAGAACUCCAAGCCAUCAAAUCGUAAUGUUUAAUAUGCUAAUCCCAUACCAAGGUGUUUUUGAGUGAUGCUAGAUUGGUAUGCCUACGAGAAUUACACUAAGACAAUGAUACACCAUGCGACUGAAUACAAUUGUUUAAAAAUGAAAUGAAAAAAAAAAUCAAUCUCAUUUCCACCGAAUCAAUUUUAAAAUUAAAUAAUUUAGCAAACAAAAAGGUUCAGCUGCCGCUGAGUUGUCGACAUAUUCCAUUUAUUGAUUUCGAUUGGUUCAGCUGCGAGAGGAAAGAGGAAUAUUGAAAUUACGCAAGGACAUUUUUUUGGAGCCUAUACUCCUAUUCCUCCACAAGUAAAUGGGUAAGCCACAAUUUAUUUCUCUACUAAAUGCGUGUUUGGAGUGUAUUGCAAGUACAAUUUAUGCGCCUUUUUUUUGGGGGGGGGGGAAUUAAAAUUGAAUUUGGAUUUUAAAAAAAACCGUCUGUUUUCGCAGUAGCAGUAGAUAGUAGCAGCAGUUUUUCCAGUUGAGUCACUCUUGCCACAGGAGAUCAGAGCUUGUAAAAAAAAAUAUAUAUAUAACAAACAAACAAAUUUACUCUACACAGGAAGUGGUUACACUCUGAAACUAAGUGAACUUUUUUUUAAACGAACGUACUUCUAAACUCUAAAGUAUGAUGAAUUAGAUUUUGCCCCCAAUGUUUUUUUUCUUUUAAGUACACACAUUGAAUGUACUGUUAAAAAUUAUUUUAAAAUAUCAAAUAUUUUUCAAAAUAUGUUUUAAAAAAAAUCAAGAACCCUAUGACUAUAACGCAAGUAAGCAGUCGAUUAUGCGUGGCUAUUUAUAUGUGGCUACUUAUAUGUGGCUACUUUUAUGUGGCUACUUAUAUUUUCUUUUAGUGUAAAAAAAACGAGUUAAUUAACUCCUAUUUUAUAAUGAAAAUGUUUGCCUAUAUUUCUGUUGGACAAAACAAUACUUAUAAAUGUGGAAGAGAUGAGGCGCGCACUGAGUACAACAACUGAAUCGACAAAUUUGAAGCUUGUUAAAGUAAUUUCAGAUGUAAAAAAAAAAAAAAAAGAUUGAACAGUUUAGUUUUUCAUUUGAUUUUAUUUCGUAGCAGCAUUUCGUGAUUUAUACAUACUUUUGAUUCGCAACAAAUAUGGCUUUUGGGGGAGAACAAAAAAUGAGUUUACCCACCCCUUUUAAUGGGCAAUGGAUUACGCCACGAAUACAAAAAAAUAAUCAUACGAAUUUUGAUCAAGCCCAGCGCUGCAUUUUUCGCAGAUACAUAGAAACACUGUCUGCCGAGAGCAGGACUUUAAUUCAGGGCAACAAAGGGCAUCCCAUUUACUCGCUCUUAAAUGCCAAAAUGAAUUCCAUUUAAAUGUUCUUAGUUCCAUAUUCUUAGUUUAAUAUUGUUAGUUCCAUGUUAUUAGUUCCAUGUUCUUAGUUCCAUAUUCUUAGUUCCAUAUUGUUAGUUUCAUGUUCUUAGUUCCUUGUUCUUAGAGUAUGUUAUAGUUUAUGUGUUAUUAAAAAAAAUAUUUAAUGUUUUUGUGUGCUUAUUUAUGUUCUUAAUUUAUGUUCUUAAUUUAUGUUCUUAAUUUAUAUUCUUAAUUUAUGUUCAAAAUUUAUCUUUUGGGGGUUUAUUUUCUUAAUCUUUAAUCUUAUUUUUUUUUUUAUUUCCCGCACAUCAGUCCAAAUGCAAAGCUUCACAAUGUUCGUUUGCCUUCUAUGCCAACUAGGCGGGUGUUUGAUUGCAGUGUGGCUUAAGCUGCUGAAUUUUUAUUUCCUCAGAUGGACGCGGCAACGCCAUGACUUACAACACCAGUAGUACAUCCGGGCUCUGCCUCACGGAGGGCGUGCUCUUCGCCUUAAAAUACAAGCGCCCGACCACUGGGCAGCAUCGUGGGUACCAUCGUUCCCAAGGUCUCACCUGGCCCCGUACCGAGGACUACGCGUCUGCGCCCACGGACCUCACCCCAAGCCCGGACCUCUCGGGCUGCCUCGGCGAUGAUCGUAUCCCCGAUGAAGACAACCUUGACCUUUGCCUAGACCGCGGAAACCAUUCGAUCUACUCCAAACAAUGCGACCCGCCUGUCUCGUUGUCAGCCAGGCUGAAACGUUGGAAGAAGUAUAACAUCUCCCCCGAUCGAUACUGCAAUCCCGUGUCCGUCAAGUCCAACUCGUUCGGCGUGCUUGUCGAUUACUGCGGGGACGAUAUCUAUAUUGCAGAGAAGCCGGAUAGAGCGUGCACCAACCUCUGCGCCUAUGAUGACUCUGCGGCGUCUCUCAAAUAUGUGAACAAUUUCCACAGCAGGAUGUAUCACUUGUGCUCGAGGCGCCGGGUGAAUAUGUUGAAAAAUAUCGGUUGCUUCCCUUGCUACUCAACGUGUCCAACCUACACUACGCGGACCUGUGGGCCCCCGCACUGCUUGGCGCCCCCGCUCUGCAAUCUUGGAACACGCUUUAAGUCCGUGCCGCAGCCCCCCGAAGUAAAGCCGGUCAUUAUUCGCGAAUCGCUCAAACCCUACAUACCACCGCCCCCUCAAGCGCAUCCAGCACAGCCUCGCCCGUCCACCAAGUCCAGCAGCACCGCCACAGAACCGCCACCCCCUGAGGUGAACUCAGUCAGCUUUCGUUCGUUCCUUCAGUCCAGCAACACCGCCACAGAACCGCCACCCCCUGAGGUAAAAUCGGUCAGCUUUCGUUCGUUCCUUCAGUCCAGCAGCGAAACCAACAUGCCGACGCCCCCUCAAGUAAAGCCGGUCGGUCCUCGCUCUCCGUUCCCGCCCAGAGAUGGUGUCAGCAUACUAUCACCUCCUCACGUGAGGCGUGCCAGAGACAGUGUCACCAUGUUAUCACCACCAGAAGUGAUUCGAGCCAGAGAUAGCGUCACCGUGUUAUCACCACCAGAAGUGAGGCGAGCCAGACACAGUGACACCAUAUUAUCACCACCAGAAGUCGGGCCAGCCAGAAGUGGUUUCAACGUGUCAUCACCCCCAGAGGUGAUGCCCACCAGAAACAGUGUCAACAUAUCAUCACCUCCUCAAGUGAUGCCGGCCAGCGUUCGCGCGUCCGUUCAAUCUUCUAUGAACUAUCCAUACUAUCACAAGCGGCUCUCGUUAUUUGCCCGGAGACAACUCUCCAGCCAAAGCAGCUCCGUGGCGAGCGCAGAAGACAUGUACGACUAUGACGAGGAUGGCACGAGUGCCUCGACUGUGGAAGAGAACAAACCUAUAGUGGUGGAAAAUAACAAAACUGGUACCAAAAUAACCCUGCAAACGCGCGAGAUUAGCACGAUUACAACACCCGAGAAGGAGCAAAGGAGCACACAGACUUGGGAGGAGCGACACAAAAAGAGCACUCAAACAUCACUGGAGCGUAACGAACUCCUAAAAAAGCUUCCCUACAUUAGCUCCGCUUUCGACCUUUCGAUACGCCGACAUGAACUGUUCGACAAAUGGCGUUCCGUGUUCAUCCCAAGGCGCAGAAUCGAAUCCAGCCAUUCAGAUAUAUCUGUGCAAAGUAAAGGUGCCAAACCGCCUUUCACACACACAGCCAUCCGCCAGAAGAAUCGCAACAACGCCCAGACGCCGCACCUGAAGAAGGUCAGCUUCGAGGACAAGUUCGUCAACACGGACAUCGUGGUACCGAAGAAGGAGACCACCGACAAGGCCACCUCCCCCAAGCCUUUGACGCACGACAAGGCCACCAGCGUGGACUUGAGAAUGCUUGACAAAUCCACCCUGACGGACAUGCCGAUGGCCGACACCGCUUCCAACACCGACGCGGCCCCGCUGGAGUCGGAGCGCAAGAAACGCUCCGCCGGCAGCGACCUCAACUAUUUCGAGCUGGUCACGCCCAGCGUGUGUUGCCCCACCAGAUGCAAGUGGGAUCGGUACGCCGAUGACGUAUUUUGUUGCAAGACCGACUGCAGAGUAAACGCCCGCUGCGUCCCGCCCCCUUACGCGCCCGAUCCGUGCGCUAAUCGACACACGCCGUCAUGCACGACCGUCUGUUUGGACCCCCCAGCUUGUGCGCCGCCACGUUCGCAUUUCGAGUCGCCGCCGUCACUGCGGCAAUGCGUUAAGGCGACGACGAGUUCUUGUCGGAAUUUAUAUUUGAAGUGUAAAGUAGGGGCUCAACGGAUGACAUCUCAAUAAAUG